Gambusia affinis (western mosquitofish) is the source of this 3773-nucleotide messenger RNA. RefSeq names its product golgi membrane protein 2 (gene golm2). Bases 749 to 2179 code for a protein of 476 amino acids. NCBI's taxonomy places the organism in Eukaryota, Metazoa, Chordata, Actinopteri, Cyprinodontiformes, Poeciliidae. The transcript is spliced from 10 exons. The record is from RefSeq and is a predicted model, not a curated record.
GAAAUUAACCGGAAAUUGCGCGUAGUGCCUCCAGCUAACUUAACCCGUACAUAGGAUGUUUGUAGGCAAAGAAUAGUGAGAUAGAUUGAAAGCUUGCGCCCGGUUUGAAUUGUUAAAUGCGUUUAGUUUCUAUGCGAUGGUUUUGUUUAAAGUUUAAGAAACAAAAUGUUUCUUUCUCCGACAGUAGCUGGUGCUUCUCUGGCAUCUAUGUGGCUGCAGCGUUAGCUAGUGUCAAGAGAUUAGCUGGACUUUGAUAUGAGCUAACGCCGACGUCAGAUCAGAAACCAGGAUCUCCGUGGGACCUUUCGUACAAAACUGCGAGCUUACAAUCCCAGGAGUUCCCAAACGCUCAGUACGUGACGUGUUUUACCAGAAAAACAAUGACCGUGGCCCUGGCUAAAGGAGACAGUUAGCAGGAGCAGUGUGGUGUUUGGUGUUCUCGCAGCCCACUGCCACGGCGCCUCGUUGCAGUCCACGUCGAGUCCCUUCUGUUUCACAGGCCACGUCCCCGCGGGCGUAGUUCACAGAGAAGAUGCCGAGUGUGCGGAAGGGGACGGAGAGUAAAUACGCGUAGAAAUGUGAAAAGCCUUCAUCGUUUGUGACUCUGUGUGUGUGUGUGUAUGUGUUUGUAGCGUUUGUUUCCGACGGCAUGUCACGUACACAGAUGUGUUUUACAUCGGGAUAACACACUCCGAGCUGCGGUAGCGACCUGUAGUGACGUUAGGCUUUUAGUGUGCAUGUGUUUGAAAUGAUUGGCUUUGGUGCAAACCGACGGGGAGGCCGCAUGCCGUCCUUCAUCCUCGUCUUUCUGAUGGUCAUCAUCGGCGUGCUGGUUUUCAACUACUGGACGGUGUCCAACAAGCACGGACAUCUGCUGGACGAACUGGCGGAGAUACAGACGCAGGUGAAGCGCUCGGACGCGGCGCGGAGCCGCCUGGAGAAGCGCAACUCGGAGCUGAUAGUGCAGGUGGACACGCACAAGAAACAGAUCGACCAGAAGGAUGGAGACUACAGCUUGCUGGAGGGCAAGCUCCAGGCCAGAGAGGGGGCCAUCAAGAAGUGUUCAGAUGAGAAGGUGAAAUUGCAAACUGACGUCACAUCCCAAAUGGCCGAGGUGCAGAGACUUAGAGAGCAGCUGACGGAGCUGAAGCAGGAGUUCAUGAAGCAAGAAGAGCAGCUGAGAGAAGUGAAGAAAAAUAGCUCUAGUUUGGAGAGAAAACUGGAGUACGAGAGUUUGCAGUGUGGACGUCAGAUUGCACAGCUUAAGGGAGAGUAUGAAGAAGCAAAAAAAACCCUGGAGAAAGAAGUGUCAAAGCUGAGACUGACUGUGGUCGGUGGCCUGGGCAACGUGGGCGCAGGAAAGCAUGCAGGGGAAGCAGGAGGUGCGGAUGUGACAGGAGAGCGCCAGACGGUGGCCACUCACCAACAUGACAGGCACUCAGAGAUAAAAGAAGAAAUGGGCAAACCUGGCAGCGAUGCUGGCAUGCCUGGAAUUGAAGACAGUGAGGUGGGAAAAAUGGAUGAAGUUCAGUUUGCCUUGAAGAAGCCCGCCAUCACUCAGAAGCAGAACGAGGCGCCGGAUGUGGGAGCCGCAGCUGGUGCUGGUCCUGGCCCGGAAGCAGCCGAUGGUCCUGGAGGUCAAGGCAUGCUGUUGGACCAGCCCAGGCUCCAGCAGGAGCGGAUAGAGGGCCGAGCAGGGGGGCUCGCACCCCCAGUCAUCAUCAAACAGGGAGACAAGCCAAUAGUGUUUGAAGAAGAUAGCAAGGCAGGGAUCAAGGCAGACGAGCUGGGAGAACAGCAAAGACAAAUCCCAGUUGACAGCAAACAUUUGAAGAUGAUUCCUCUGCCUCACGAGAACGCCCAGGUGCCCAAGCCCGUCCAGCAACGCGCCAAAGAAAAAGUCCCUGCGGAGCAGUUGCACCACCGCCAAAGCCGGUUCUUUGAUGAGAACGAGUCCCCAGUAGAUCCGCAGCACGGCUCUAAGCUGGCGGACUACAAUGGGGACGACGGCAACGUUGGUGAGUAUGAGGCCGACAAGCAGGCCGAGCUGGCCUACAAUGAGGAAGAGGAUGGUGAUGGUGGGGAGGAAGACGUUCAAGAUGACGACGAUCGGGACAUUCAGGACAGAGACCGAGCCGUGGAUUAUGGGAAAAGACAUCAAAACAAUGACAUUCUUUGAAAAGAAACUCACUCGGUUAUAACUUAUAUAAAAAAACAAAAACGUCCUUCCUCUUCAAUCGAGGUGUCUCCUGAUAUAUUAGUUGCAACAUCACCUUGUCUAAGCACUUACAGCAGACUUCUUUAGUGUUAUGGACUAUUUUGACACUUUCAAACUAAUUCUGAAUAAUAUUAAUAGAAAUUAAACACGGCAUUCUCCUGAGCUGCUAUGUAAUUGCUAAUGUUUUUUUUUUUAAGUUACGACAGUAGGGAUGAUGUGCUGUUGUCACUGCAUUUUGGUACUGGGUAACUUCUUCAGGUCAUCAUAGACUGGUCUCGGAGAGUUCGAUAGUUUGAAUCAAAUCAUCUUUUCUUUACCUACUUUCUCUUUGCUUUUGCUUGAUAUAUUAAAAAACUGCUUCCUGGGAUAUUCAUCAAAGAAACAAAUCUGGGCUCUUUAAGAUGGGAUGCCUACAAUGAAGACUUUUUUUUUUUUUUUUGUCUUUUAGUGGAGUGGGAGAUUCAGUUGCCAAGGACUUUACCACCUAUUAAACCGCUUUGUUUUUGUGACAGAGACCCAGAAGUGCUCCUCAUUCCGUUUUUAAAUGCCACUACAUGUGAAACAAAGUGUUCAGUCAUCAAAACUAAGCAACACACUUGCUGCUUAAGCAAUACUUAGGAUGGUGUUAGGAGCAGACAUUACACAUGCUUCCACCAAUGAGGUCUCUUGAAUUUUGAUGUAGUUGAAUUGUUAACAUUUGUACCAAGGGAAUAAUUCCUCACCUUUGGGGAGAUCUGUAAAACAAGAAAUUAGUUGUUUGUGCAACCUGGACAAAAGAUUUCUCACUGAAAGGCGCAUUGAAUGUAAUUUAAUUUUAUUAAAGGUGAUGCUUCAUGUCUUUUGUCACUUGUUGCGCUUGCAGAUUGGCAGUAGGAGUGAUGGUUUGUCAUCAUUAAUGAGAUGGGUUUAGUUGACACAGCUUCUAAUGUAAAUAACCUCUGAAAUAUUGUAUUUAUCAGAAAUAUUCAUCAUUGCUUUGCUUGAUGGAAUUAACAAAUACUAAAUUUUGUUAUAAAAUAAUUUUUCUGGAAAUGCUUUAUUUUGGAAGCUGUUUUGACAAAAGGUCAGUUACUGUAUAUAAAUGUGGAAACUUCAGGAACUAACACAAAAAUAUCUAAUUGCAUACUGUAAUUUUGUUUGCUUUUGCCAUUAAGUUUAAACGUGACAUUUACAUUUUCAAGAGUCUGUGUUUACUUUCCCUUGAUUUCAAAGGUAUUUCUUACAAUAUAUGUAAUGAGCAUGAGUAUUUUACAGACUGAUCGGUUUUAGCCAUGAAAAAUAAUUUUCUUCUGCAUUCAUUGGCAGGUUAAUGGAAAUAAAGCUGAACAAUAAACUUCCCAAAAACCAUAUUAAGUCAAGUUUAAUAACCUUGGUUAAAGUUCAAAAUACAGCAUUUGGUGAAGUACAAAAACUUCAUGUUAUACAGCUAUAUGAAAAUUAUUAGCAUUUUCCAGUUCUGGAUUUGUAUGUUAAACAUUUGUGCUAACUGAGCUUGUUUCUUUGUUUAUGUUAAUGAUUGAAACUGUAAGGUCUGAAAUACAUUGCUUCAACAAUU